Acanthamoeba castellanii str. Neff is the source of this 828-nucleotide messenger RNA. RefSeq lists its product as uncharacterized. The record is from RefSeq and is a predicted model, not a curated record. Lineage: Eukaryota; Discosea; Longamoebia; Acanthamoebidae. The coding region runs from base 1 to 828 and encodes 275 amino acids. The transcript is spliced from 9 exons.
AUGCCUCGACCUGUGUGCCCGUACCCGAGGGUCAUUGACGCACUCCGAGAAGCCACCGAUGGUGCCGUCAUCGUGGUGAAGGGGGGCCGCUACGCUGAACACCCGCAGUUCCCCCAGGAGGUCCGGGUCACCACCAACAACAUCACCCUUCAAGCGCUGGGUGCAGUUCUCUUGGAGUUGAGCGGCCCGUGGCUUGCCAUCGAUGCGCCCCAUUUCACCAUCAAAGGGGCGCUCGAGCUCCGUGGCGGAGGAGUUUUGAUCUGCGAGGGCGCCACGCUGCACCAGAACGGUGACCUCAGCAUCAGCACAACAGAGUUCUUGGCAACCGGGGUCAAGGUGGCGGCUGGCGGCACAUGGCUCCAGCUGGGCCGCACCACCAUCUCCGCUGGCGCUGCAGACGGCGAUUUCUCCUUGACAAACGGUGUACACGUGGAGGCCAACGCGAUAUGGCAGCAGCUGGGGGAGUUGUCGGUCUACUCGCACGGCGCUAUAGGUGUGCUGGUGUCCGGCACAUGGGAUCAGCUGGGCGAGGCGAAGAUGAUAGUCCAGGGUGAGGGCGAUGCCAAAAGGGGCAACUACGGGCUGGUGUUCGGCGAGGGGGUGCGACUCGCGCACGGGGCGUGGAGCCAAAAGGGCGCGCUGCACAUCAACGCAAUCGACGCCUCAAACGCGAUCCACUUAUCGGCUGGAUCGGUGUGGCUUCAAGAUGCCAACGUCGUCCUUGAUCUCGACUCUGUUCAAGAACGGCGACACUACGAUCAACUUGGCCUGUCGUCGCUCUUCCUCCUCGGCCUCAUCAGGCAGCCAGCGCCAGUCGUGCACGGGUGA